Marmota monax (woodchuck) is the source of this 3229-nucleotide messenger RNA. RefSeq names its product methylenetetrahydrofolate dehydrogenase (NADP+ dependent) 2 like (gene Mthfd2l). Gene Ontology annotation, cellular component: mitochondrion. NCBI's taxonomy places the organism in Eukaryota, Metazoa, Chordata, Mammalia, Rodentia, Sciuridae. Gene Ontology annotation, biological process: tetrahydrofolate interconversion. The transcript is spliced from 8 exons. The coding region runs from base 130 to 1074 and encodes 314 amino acids. Gene Ontology annotation, molecular function: methylenetetrahydrofolate dehydrogenase (NAD+) activity; methylenetetrahydrofolate dehydrogenase (NADP+) activity; methenyltetrahydrofolate cyclohydrolase activity. The record is from RefSeq and is a predicted model, not a curated record.
CGACCCAGAACCCGGCAGCUGGCCCAAGCGCUUGCUCCGCCAGGCCGGGUGGGGGCAGAGCCGGCUUCUGGCGGUGAGGAUUCCAGCUGCGGGAGGUGGAACCCGGGGUGGGAAGCCGGUGUUACGGCCAUGACAGUAUUGGCCCGUGGUUCCUCGCUCCUCCGUGGUCUCCUGGGCCGAGGGCCGGCGCUGGGCGAGAGCGCUGCACCCCGCGUGGUGUCCCCGGGAACGGCCCGGCGCGGGUCCGCUGGCUUUCGGAGCAGCGGCGUGAGAUAUGAAGCUGUUGUCAUCUCAGGAACUGAAAUUGCCAAACAAAUCCAGAAAGAAAUACAUCAAGGUGUGGAAUCAUGGAUUGCCCUUGGGCACAGAAGACCUCACCUCAGUAUCAUUUUAGUGGGAGACAACCCAGCAAGCCAUACAUAUGUCAGGAAUAAGAUAAAAGCUGCCUCAGCAGUAGGUAUCUGUAGUGAGCUCAUUCUAAAACCUAAGGAUGUUUCUCAGGAAGAACUUUUGGAUAUAACUGAUCAAUUGAACAUGGACCCAAGAGUCAGUGGUAUAUUAGUUCAGUUACCGCUUCCAGAUCAUGUGGAUGAGCGAACAAUAUGCAAUGGAAUUUCCCCAGAAAAAGAUGUGGAUGGAUUUCAUAUUAUCAAUAUUGGAAGACUGUGCCUUGAUCAGCAUUCUCUCAUACCUGCCACUGCUGGUGCUGUUUGGGAAAUAAUUAAAAGAACAGGAAUUGAAACAUUUGGGAAAAAUGUGGUUGUGGCUGGAAGAUCCAAGAAUGUAGGCAUGCCUAUUGCCAUGCUUUUGCACACUGAUGGAGAGCAUGAACGGCCAGGAGGUGAUGCAACUGUCACCAUAGCUCACAGAUACACUCCCAGAGAACAACUGAAGAUCCACACUCAGCUGGCAGAUAUUAUCAUAGUAGCUGCGGGUAUUCCAAAGCUGAUUACAUCUGAUAUGGUUAAAGAAGGUGCUGCUGUAAUUGAUGUCGGUAUCAACUAUGUCCAUGAUCCGGUAACAGGAAAGACAAAAUUAGUUGGAGAUGUGGACUUUGAAGCAGGAAUACAAUAGUAAGAAUGUUGUGAAAAACAUAAUUUCAAAGAAGAAGAUUAUAAUACCUGAGAAGACUGGUGGUUUAUCUGAUCUGACAUCCAAGGAAUAAAGCAACUCAGACUGCUAAACCAGCUGUGUAAUUUGGAGAGCAAGAUGUAAUUCAAAGUUGAUGACUAUGAAUACUCAAAGUAGGAAAAUUAAUACAUUAGAACCACUUUCUCUCUCUCUCUCUCUCUCUCUCUCUCUCUCUCUCUCUCUCUCUCUCUCUCUUCCCAUCUCUCCCUCUAUUUCUCUCUUUCAGGAUAUCCUAGAAAUCCUUUGAAAAAACUAAGUUAAUUUCUGGCACUUGAAUCAUUCUUGGGACUUUUCUACUUGUUCACUUCAUGAUAAUACAGUUGUACUGGGACAGGGUGAAAUUAUGGGGUCAUACAGUCUUUUGAAUCUGACCAUGAAGAGUGUCUCUCUCUUAUGGGAGAGUGACAAAGCAUUGUAACUUCAGUGAGCCACACUUUCUCACCAAUUAAAAUAAAUAAUAUUAAAUUAUUAAAAUAAUAUAUAUAAAGCCCAGGGUGGUGGCAAAUACCUAUAGUCCCAGCUAGUCAAAAGGCUGAGGGAGAAGAAUUGCUUGAGCCCAAGAGUUUGAGACCAGCCUGCGCAACAUUGUGAGACCCAUCUCAAAAAAAAAAAAAAAAAAAAAAAAACCAUAAAUAAAAUUCUUGGAAAGUAAUAAAUACUCAAGAAAUAGCAGCUAUAGUUAUUUACUAUUUUCCCAUAUACAAAUGAUAUUUAAGCCACUCCACUUUACCUUUCAGAGUUGAAAACCAAACUACAUAAAAACAAUUAUAUAACCAUAAUAGAUUUACUAAUCUUCCACUAAUUUUACUCUACUUUUUGAUUUAGAAAUCAUUUAUUUCAAUGGAUAUCAUUUUUUGAGAAAAUUUAUAGACAGGUAACAUUUAAUUCAGUUUUAGAGAAUAGUAAGGCAUUUCCUAUUUAGAUAAGGUGGAAAAAUAUUGAAAAGGAACACCUAGAUAAAAGAAAGAAAGUUUUAAAAUUAUAGCUAUUUGUAGAAUGGCUAUUUGAACCAUCUAAUGUUUUGCAACAGGACAUAUAUAAAUAUGGCAUGGACAGGAUUCACUCAUGUACAGAGAGGUUUCGUUAAAGUUGAAAUAUUACCUUCCAAGUCACAGUGUUGCUUUUCUUUAUAACAUACUGUAUUAGUCUGUUUUUCAUUGCUUAAACAAAAUACCUAGAGACCAAGUGAUUUUGAAGAAAAAAAAAAUAUUUUUUUUAGGUCUAAGAGCACCAGCUUCUUUUUGGCUCCAAUGAGGGCCUUGUAAUAGAACACAUGUGAGACUAUUAACACUGUAAGAUAGGAAAUCAGAAAGCAGGGAGGGCUAAUCUUGUUCUUUUAUAACAAUUCAGUAGCACAGCAACUAACCAGAGUCACCUGAGAAAUACGCUAAUUCCUUUCAAAACAGUGCCCUGCAAUGACCUGAUUAUCUCCCACUAGGCCCUACCUUUCUUUUAAAGGCUCCACCACCUAUUAAUACUGUCACAUUGGGUACUAUACUUCCAGUAUAUGAAACUUAGUGAAUACAUUCAAAGCAUAUCCAAAUUAUAGCACAUACCAUUAGAAGAUGCAUAAUACACACUAUCUGCGUGUGUGUGUAUGUGUGUGUGAGAGAGAGAGAAAGAGAGAAAGUGAGAGAGAGAGAGAGAUAUUUAAGCUUAUAUGGACUUUUCUUCAAGUAAAAAAUAUUAUUCCUUUGCUCUUCUUAUGAUUUUUAAAAAAGUAUCCCAAUGUACUAUUUUACUUCAUACAAGGUAAAAGUAAAUUUUAUAAACCAUCUUUCAAUAAGACAAUAUAAAUAGUUGAAAAUAGUAUGAGAUCUAAAAAACAUCUCUUGGUUUUGAUUCAUGUAGAAGUUUACAUGAGCAAUACAAAAGUUAAUAAUAUCAAAUUAUGUAUUAAAGAAGUAUUGUCUGUACUAAAGAAGUAUUGUCUAAAUGUGCAUGUGUUUGUUUUAAGAGUUAUCUGGGAAGGUUGCAUUACUCUUAUUCACAUGGUAAAAAACUGAAUUAACCAUCAAGUCAAUGAAUGCAUGGAACCAUUCACCUUUAAUACUGUGGGUGUGAACACAUUCUUAAAUUUUGCUCUAAGUUCCCUGUC